AUGAACAAUAGUUCUGCUCCACCACAAUUUAUUCUUAAUGGACAGAACUAUCACCGUAUUGGCAGUUUAUUGCCAGAACAUGGAUCAAAGCCAAAGUUUGCACAGCUGUACAUAUAUGAUACCGAAAAUGAAAUGAGUAACAGAGUGAAGCAUUUCAGGUCAAACACCAAGGAAUCUGUUAUAGAUGAAUCAUUGGUUGCUGAUUUGAUUCAAAUGAUUGACAAUCACAAUGUUCUUGCGAAAUCUUUUAGAAGAGUAAGAGAUUUGUCACUGGAACAUAUGGAAUUAGAUUUCACGCUAAGACUAUUUAGAGGCAGAAACAAAGACCCUAGAGUCUACAACACACCUUCAUGUGAUGAAAUAGUUGCCCUAAUAGUUGCUUUCAUUCCACUGCAAUAUCCUCUCAUGUUUCCAUAUGGAGAAGAUGGUUAUCAAGAGGAUAUCCCAAUAAGAGAAUCUCAUUCAAGAACUAAAUCCAGGGUAAGAAUUAGAAUUUCUUUGCGAAAAUUUAUUGCAUUUAGAAUACAACAAAGAUCUGUAGAAGCAGGAAAUAUUGUGAAUGCAUGCAGAUUGUUCCAACAAUUUCUGGUUGAUUGCUAUACAAUGGUUGAAGCACAAAGGUUGUCUUUCAUCAUAGCUAAUCAGAAGUUAAUUCGCUGUGAUAUUCUUAAUGGAUUACAAGAGGCUGUUAAUAGAGGAGAGACAGAUCCUUCUUUAAUUGGAAGACGUAUUAUCUUGCCUGCUUCAUUCACAGGUGGUACCAGAUACAUGUUCAACAAUUGUCAAGAUGCUAUGACAGUUUGUAAAAAAUUUGGAUAUCCUGAUUUGUUCAUUACUAUAACAUGCAAUGUGAAUUGGAGUGAAAUAAGAGAAUUUGUCUUAGCGAAAGGGUUAUCAGCUUCAGAUAGACCCGAUAUUGUAUAUGGAGAAAGCAAAUUGAAGAAUUCAACUGAUAUUGAUAAAGUAAUAUCAACUGAAUUGCCCAAUGCGAAUUUGUACCCCAAAUUGGAAAAAGUUGUCUCAAGUUACAUGAUUCAUGGACCAUGCGGACCUGCAAGAUAUAAUUCACCUUGCAUGAAGGAAGGAAGAUGUUCUAAAUUUUAUCCUAAAAAAUUCACAUCUUCGACUUCAAUUGAUGAAGAAGGAUAUCCAUGCUAUAGAAGACUUGAUAAUGGUAGAUUUGUUGAGAAGAAUGGAAUUAAGCUGGACAAUAGAAGUGUUGUUCCUUACAAUCCACCACUUCUAAUGAGGUAUCUAUCACCAUGUGAAGCCGCUUGGAGAAUAUUUGCUUUUGACAUCCAUCACAGAUGGCCUCCUGUUCAGCGAUUGACAUUUCAUCUUCCUGGCCAACAAUCAGCUUUGUUUAAAGAUGAUGAUGAUAUUAAUGUGGUCUUCAACAGAUACGAAAAUGCUAACACAAUGUUUCUAGCUUAG
Molecule: messenger RNA, 1434 nt
Organism: Vigna unguiculata (cowpea)
Lineage: Eukaryota; Viridiplantae; Streptophyta; Magnoliopsida; Fabales; Fabaceae
Source: RefSeq, a predicted model, not a curated record